Messenger RNA from Eutrema salsugineum, 1194 nucleotides. RefSeq lists its product as uncharacterized. Lineage: Eukaryota; Viridiplantae; Streptophyta; Magnoliopsida; Brassicales; Brassicaceae. Bases 124 to 984 code for a protein of 286 amino acids. The record is from RefSeq and is a predicted model, not a curated record. The transcript has 3 exons.
UUUCACUGGCUCUCUUCUUUCCUUUCUUAUAACGUUUUUAGAUCCUUCUCCCGCCACCCACCCGCCGCCGUAUGAUAUCUUUGGUGGCGGCCAUACCACCAUCUAUUUAUUAGUUUUAUUGAUAUGGGUUGCGGUGGUUCGAGGUUAGGAUGUGGGGCGGCGGCAAGGGCGGAAGAGGGCGGCGUUGUGCCACUUCCGGCGGGAAUACGUCCACUUCUCCGGCGGAGGCUAGAGGAGAUGAAGAAACGGAGCCACGCAAGCGUCUUGAAAGGGAACCAGACGCUGUCUAAGAAGGAGCUUCUCCGGCAUGGCUCCUCCGAUGACGGAGAAGAGACGGAGGAAGCCGACGACAGCUUGAAGUUGUCGGCUAAGGUGGCUCCGGCGCCUGAUCAUCACGUCGAAGAGAAGAAAGAGGUUAUUUAUGAGAAGAUUUCGUCGAGAAAUCAUGAUGUUGAAGAGGUGAAAGAGGAGGAAGAGGUUGUGAAGAAACAAGAUGAGGAAAAUCAUGAUGAUGGUGUUGAUAAGGUCAUCAAUGUUAAGAAGGAAGAAGAUGAUGGUAUUAAUCAUGAUGGUGAUCAUGAUAAAGUCAUCAAUGAUGGUGAUCAUGAUAAAGUCAUCAAUGUUAAGAAGGAAGAAGAUGAUGGUGAAGCGACGAUGAGCAACUUAGACGAGAGGAUGAUAUGUUGUGGAUCUCCAAGCUUUAGGGUUUAUUGCGUCGAUGUUACUUCUUCUUCUGAUGAUGAUGAUGAAAAAGAUGUUGAAGACACGAGAAAGUCUAUGGAAACCGAAAGCGUCAUCAUAGAGCCAAAAGAGGAUGAAAGCAUCGUCGUCAAAAAAGUGAAAAGAGGAAGAAAAGUGAAAAGAUUCGGAAUAGCAUUGCCCAGGAAGUAUUUAGCAAAUGUGACUGCACCGUGCUAUGCGGGUGGAGGAUGCAUGGGCAACAACACUCAUUCUCGUCUGGUGCAAGAGAAAUCGAGCCAGUGAUCGAUCAAAUAAUAUUAAUUUGCCAUCUUUGAAUUGAUUUGUUGAAAGUAAGGACGAUGAUGAGUGGUGUACGUACGCAAACCACUAAUAAGCUUUUUAGAACUUUGAUUUGUUUCGAGAGACUAUUGUUUUGUACAACCUCUUCUUCACCUUUGCUUUCUCUCAGGAUAAGUUAAUGUAUAGUGUGUGACGAAUUUUACUCUUUUUCUU